Molecule: messenger RNA, 5034 nt
Organism: Phascolarctos cinereus (koala)
Lineage: Eukaryota; Metazoa; Chordata; Mammalia; Diprotodontia; Phascolarctidae
Source: RefSeq, a predicted model, not a curated record
GUCAGCCCCAGUCACCAGAAACCAAUCAGAAGAAGGCCCUGUUUUUUUUUCAGCAAGGUGCCAGAUGGCCAAGAAACUUUUCAAUUUGGCAGUCCAUUUGCUCGUCCUCUUCCUAAUCGUUUUGGGCAUUAUGGCCAUUUUGCUGAGGCUUCUGAUAGAGAAUCUUCAAGACACCUCCUUUACUCCAGAGUGCCUGGAUACCAACCUGACAGAAAGGAUAGAUUGUAUUCCUGACAAGUUGGCAACAGAGGAACUCUGCCACCUCCGCCAGUGUUGCUGGAAGCCUCAGGAAAACAGCAGUGCCCCCUCCUGCUUCUUCCCCAAAAAUGGGGGCUAUCAAGUCACUGAGGGUCCCACACAUACAGACGAAGGAUUUACAGCCAAUUUGAGAAGAUUACCCUCCUCAUCUCUGUUUGGAUAUGACAUCACCGACCUUCUUCUCACAGCAGAAUACCAGACAACUAAUCGCUUUCGUUUUAAGAUCAGUAAUCCUGACAGGAACCGGUAUGAGGUCCCCCAUGAACAUGUUCAAUCGUUAGACCAAAAGGCAGCCUCCAAUUUGAACUACCAUGUAGAAGUCACCAAUAAUCCCUUCAGCAUCAAAAUAAGAAGGACAAAAAACAACAGAGUCCUGUUUGACACAAGCAUUGGGCCCCUCCAAUAUGCUGAGCAAUACCUGCAGCUCUCUGUCCAGUUGCCCAGUCACUAUGUGUAUGGAUUUGGGGAACAUAUACACCAGCAGUACCUUCAUAAUAUGGACUGGAAAACUUGGCCUAUCUUCACCAGGGAUGCCAUCCCUAAUGAUAACAUGAGUAACUUAUAUGGCGCUCAGACAUUCUUCCUCUGCCUUGAAGACGACAGUGGUUUAUCAUUUGGGGUUUUCCUAAUGAACAGUAAUGCCAUGGAGGUUGCUCUUCAGCCUGCCCCUGCAAUCACUUACCGUAUAAUUGGUGGCAUUCUUGAUUUCUAUGUGUUCUUGGGAAAUAAUCCAGAACAAGUUGUUCAGGAAUACCUGGAGCUCAUUGGACGACCUUUCUUGCCCCCAUACUGGAGUCUUGGCUUCCAGCUCAGUCGUAGGGAUUAUGGAGGCAUUGAAGGACUGGCAUCUGUUGUCAACCGAACACGUGCUGUUGGGAUACCUUAUGAUGUCCAGUACUCUGACAUAGACUACAUGGAGGAGAAGAAGGACUUUACUUAUGACAAAGAGAUUUUUAAUGGCCUUGACCAGUUUGCUGAAGAAUUGCAUAGAAAUGGGCAGAGAUAUGUUAUUAUCCUGAAUCCUGGCAUCUCCAACAACCUUACCUAUGGUCCCUACGAGAGGGGAAGCAGAAAGAGAGUCUGGGUUUCUGGACCCAUUGGGCCCAUCGUUGGGGAGGUGUGGCCAGGACCUGCUGUUUUCCCUGAUUACACUAACCCACAGGGCACUCAGUGGUGGGUUGAAGAGUUGGUGCAGUUUCAUAAAGAACUGAAUUUUGACGGAAUCUGGAUUGAUAUGAAUGAAGUAUCCAAUUUUUUAAGUAAUGACUCACUGUGUGAACCCAACUAUUUGAACUACCCACCAUUUGUUCCCAGAAUCUUGGAUAGACAACUGUUUGCACAGACCCUCUGCAUGGAUACAGAGCAGCACUGGGGUCUGCACUAUGAUGUCCAUAGUUUAUAUGGCUACUCUAUGACAAUUGCAACAGAAAAAGCCAUGGAGAGCAUCUUUUCUCAAAAGAGAAGCUUCGUCCUGACCCGAUCAACCUUUGCUGGGUCAGGCAAAUAUGCAGCUCAUUGGCUAGGGGAUAAUGAUGCCACUUGGAAUGAUCUCCAAUGGUCCAUCCCCAGUAUUCUUGAGUUCAACCUUUUCGGUAUCCCCAUGGUGGGUGCGAACAUUUGUGGCUUUGCCUCCAAUACCUCAGAGGAGCUGUGUAGGCGUUGGAUGCAGCUGGGAGCCUUCUAUCCAUUGUCCAGAAAUCACAACGGCCCAGGUUUUAUGGACCAAGAUCCUGCUGCAUUUGGAAUAAACUCUGUUCUUUUGGAUUCUGCCAGAUACUACCUCAAUAUCCGCUACAAUCUUCUGCCCUACCUCUAUACCCUCUUCUUUAGAGCUCACACUCGGGGGGAUACAGUGGCCCGGCCUCUUGUCCAUGAGUUUUACCAGGAUUCACAGACGUGGAAAAUACAUCAGCAAUUCCUCUGGGGGCCUGGCCUGCUUAUCACACCAGUUCUGUAUUCAGGUGUGGACCGAGUGAUGGCAUACAUCCCUGAUGCCAUCUGGUAUGGAUAUGAGACAAAUGUAGCGAUUCCACAGAGAAAGGAAUGGGUGGAGAUGGUGCUUCCUGGGGACAAGAUAGGACUUCACCUUCGAGGGGGCUCCAUCUUUCCCACACAGGAGCCAGCUGAAACUACAGAGGCCAGCCGUAAAAAUCCCCUGGGAUUCAUUGUUGCCCUGGAUGACAAAAAAGAAGCAAAGGGAGAGCUGUUUUGGGAUGACGGUGAAACAAGAGAUACUUAUGGGAAAAAACUUUAUUUUUUGGCAGAGUUUAACGUGACUCAGGACACCUUGAACAUCAACAUUGUGUACAAUGGAUACCUAAAUGAAAUGAAUACUCUGAAAGUUGGAAAGAUUGAAAUUUGGGGAAUAGAUUAUGGCACCAUAACUCAGAUCAACAUUACUUAUGACAAUGGGACAUCUGAGAAAACCAGUUUCAUUAGUGACCCAGCAAAUCAGAUACUAACUAUUCAGUUGACUGAUAAGAUGAUCAGUCUGGAAAAACUAACUCAGGUUACAUGGAUGGGUAGUGGUAGUGUGACUACUACCCCAAGAACCACUGCAACAAGUACUACUGAUUUUUCUCUGACUACUUCUACCAGAAGCCCCAAUCUAUUUACUAAUCCUAGUACACCACUUGCCAAUAAUACUGCAGGCCCUAUUUCUCCUGGCACAGCAGAAAUUUUCCCAACAAGUAUUUCAUCUACCACUCCUUACACACCAGAAGCAAUUUCAAACACCGUGGAUAUUAGUACCAGUGCUGCUCCUUCUGUUAAUACUGUUGCUGUUACUACUAAUACUGCUGCAAUUCCAAUCACUUUCCCAACAAGUAUUUCAUCCACCACUGAUGACACAAUUCUCAACACUACUACUAGUAGUACCAGUGCCAUUCCUCCCGCUAGUGCAGUUACCAUGAGCAGUACCAGUAUUAGUACUGCUACUACUAAUACUAUAGGUGAUACUAGUACUAGCAGUAUGACUACUCCAAGCACCUUUCCAACAAACAUUUCAUCCACCACUGACGUCAUCACUCAUUACACUGUAGACACAAUUCUCAACACUACUACUAGUAGUACCAGCGCUAUUCCUCCCACUAGUGCAGUUACCAUGAGCAGUACCAGUAUUAGUACUGCUAGUACUAAUAGUAUUGGUGGUACUAGUACCAGCAGUAUGACUACUCCAAGCACCUUUCCAACAAACAUUUCAUCCACCACUGAUGUCAUCACUCAUUACACUGUAGACACAAUUCUCAACACUACUACUAGUAGUACCAGCGCUAUUCCUCCCACUAGUGCAGUUACCAUGAGCAGUACCGGUAUUAGUACUGCUAGUACUAAUAGUAUUGGUGGUACUAGUACCAGCAGUAUGACUACUCCAAGCACCUUUCCAACAAACAUUUCAUCCACCACUGACGUCAUCACUCAUUACACUGUAGACACAAUUCUCAACACUACUACUAGUAGUACCAGCGCUAUUCCUCCCGCUAGUGCAGUUACCAUGAGCAGUACCAGUAUUAGUACUGCUAGUACUAAUAGUAUUGGUGGUACUAGUACCAGCAGUAUGACUACUCCAAGCACCUUUCCAACAAACAUUUCAUCCACCACUGACGUCAUCACUCAUUACACUGUAGACACAAUUCUCAACACUACUACUAGUAGUACCAGCGCCAUUCCUCCCGCUAGUGCAGUUACCAUGAGCAGUACCAGUAUUAGUACUGCUAGUACUAAUAGUAUUGGUGGUACUAGUACCAGCAGUAUGACUACUCCAAGCACCUUUCCAACAAACAUUUCAUCCACCACUGACGUCAUCACUCAUUACACUGUAGACACAAUUCUCAACACUACUACUAGUAGUACCAGUGCCAUUCCUCCCGCUAGUGCUGCUGCUACUACUACCAGUCAUGUUGCUACUUCCUCAAGCACCUUUGCAGCAAGUAUUUCAUCUGCUGAGAUAAUUACGCAUUACCCUGAAAGCACAGUUCCUAACACCAUCACCACUAGUACCAGCGCUGGUUUUCCUGCUGAUCCAGUUACAACCAGAAGUGCUAGUAUCAGCACUAGCACUGGUAAUACUGGUCAUCAUACUACAACAAAUCCCUUUCCAACAAGUAUGUCAUUUGCCACGGAGAAUACUACUUAUUAUACUACAGCUACAUUUCCUAACACCACUGCUGCUGACACUGCUAGGAUAACAAGGACAAUGAUGACAAUGACAGUGAAGACGACUACUACUGGUGUUCCAGCUAUGACAAGCGUCAGUCCUCCAGAUACUACUCUUGAUACUCUAAAUGCCACGUACGCUUCUGUUACCAAUACCCCUACAGAGAACAUAAGCCCUCACAUCACACAUGCCCCUGCUUACACAGAUAUUCCUGGAAUCGUGGGCAAAACUCAAAGAAAUGCAGUAACAAAUAUAGUAGCUACUUUAAAAACAACUACAGUAAACUCUACUCACGUUACAACGAUAGGUACCACAGAUUCAACUGCUCUGAGUGAUACCACAGCUUGUACAAAUACUACAACGAAUAUCGUGAGCCCUCCCAUAUCUUGACACCACAGAUAUCGCCAUGACAAAUAUAGGCAUAUCUUGGAUUUGGGUUUGGUCCCAGACCACCACAAUAAAGGGAAUAUCACAACAAAGCAAGUCACAUGGAUACUGUGGUUCCUUAGUGUAUAUAAAAGUUACCUUUACACUAUGCUGUAGUGUAUUAAGUGCGCAAUAGUAUUAUAUCUAAAAAAAUAAUGUACAUACCUUACGUUAACACUUUAUUGAUAAAAUGC